Messenger RNA from Schistosoma mattheei, 577 nucleotides. Lineage: Eukaryota; Metazoa; Platyhelminthes; Trematoda; Strigeidida; Schistosomatidae. The record is from the annotation of a GenBank genome assembly.
AUGAACCUUUCAGUAUUCAAAUCUGCCUUGUCCAACAAAACUACGAAUGAUGACACUAAUAAUACUGUUUCCCUGCUGCGUAAUGCAGAUUCGUCUUUCAGUGGUGGUGAAUCUUCUAAAACAGCUUUAUUUCUUCUUCAACUAGAAGAGUGUAUGUUAUCUCAAGGAAAUCACCUAGAAUCUAACAAGAAUGCUUCACCUAAAAUAUUUGUAUGCAGAUUUUGUGGAAAAGGCUUUCAAAAACAGAAGUUUUUCAGUGACCACGAGUUGAUGUGUCAACAGUCAAUUCAAGAACGAGCACGUCGAAUUCGUCUUAGAGCCAAUAAAAGACAGAAGUUUUUCGUUUCACAGAAAACUAAUACUGAAUUGGAUAUGAAUUUAUGCACUGAUAUUACUCCUCCAAAUCAAGAUUUCGUCCUUUGUAAUUCAGAGGAUUCAGUUUCAGCGCUUAGAAGAUCCACACGUAAUAGAACAUUUCAUACAUUUUGGAAACCUAAACCAACUCGUCGAAAGCGUAAUUUUGAAUCCGUCUGCUGAUUAAAUAUAAACAGGCUCAGUUCUAAAAUAAAUUUUCAGG